UUCGGGACAAACGUCAGCAUUAAAGCUUCUUCCGCCUCUGUUGUUUCAGUGCAUCCGUAAAGAUGGCGACGAUCGGACGUCUGUCCCAAAAGCUCUUCAAGUCCGUUGCUUCGACCCAGAGCCGUCAGCUCUCAGCUGUAGCUCACGGCGAGCAAGCAGCCAAGACAUGGAAGAUAUUGUCGUUCGUGGUGGCUCUGCCUGGAGUGGCUGUGUGUAUGGUGAAUAUGUAUCUGCGCUCUCAGCAGCACAACCAUGGACAACCUGAGUUCAUUCCCUACACCCAUCUGCGCAUCCGCAGCAAGCGUUUCCCAUGGGGUGAUGGCAACAAGUCGCUCUUCCAUAAUCCCCAUGCCAACCCUCUCCCUGACGGCUAUGAGCAUCACGAUGAGUAAAGGGUGUUAGGAACGUACCCUGAUCUACCUUACAGGGACCACAGGCCUGGACCACUCCUCAGUUUUAUUCAGUUUACGUGACGUCUCUUCAGUAUGUUGAGCUUACCUCUGUGCUGCACACGCCUUGUGUGAAAGCACCUUAUGGAAAGAGUUACAUCUACUCCUGGACCAUUGUAUCACACUGUCUGCUUAAACUUACCUGAAAAAUAAAAAUCUUUUCUUUAACUUAUAAA
This is a messenger RNA of Paramisgurnus dabryanus, 625 nucleotides long. RefSeq names its product cytochrome c oxidase subunit 6A1 (gene cox6a1). Gene Ontology annotation, cellular component: mitochondrial inner membrane; respiratory chain complex IV. NCBI's taxonomy places the organism in Eukaryota, Metazoa, Chordata, Actinopteri, Cypriniformes, Cobitidae. Gene Ontology annotation, molecular function: enzyme regulator activity. The record is from RefSeq and is a predicted model, not a curated record. Gene Ontology annotation, biological process: mitochondrial electron transport, cytochrome c to oxygen.